GUCGUGUCCAGACUAUCCGUGCGCUUUCCCUUUCUGAAAUGACGUUUCCGUCCUCUUGCAAAACCACCCUAAUUUCACCCUAAUAAUUUGAGCGGGGUGGGAGGACCUACAGUAUGACAGUUUCCUUAGAAACUUCUCUACAAAAUCGAAUCAAAGUCACGCGAUUCAUGAAUCGUCCGGCCCAGUCCUAAUUUUACUCAAACAGUUGAACUUCUUCAAUUAUUGUAGGUUCUCAAAGAUGAGGAUGGCGACGUCAAUUUUCGUCUUACUUGCCACAUAUCUUGGUAAGAAUAAAUAGGUUGUGGUUAUAUAAGUUGGGGUUUUAAUUUUUCACUUUUUCAUCUCCUAGAUGUGAAGCUUUUAAGCUUACAUGAAUGUAGUAACAAAGUGUCGUGUGCAUCAAUGUAGUUUGUCUUUAAGGGCUUUAAUUUGCAACAGCACAGCUACUGAAUCCAAGGCAAAGAUCUUUUUUAAACUUAUUGUGGUCAAGGAAAUUCAAGAUUGACUUUCUGAUCACGAAGGAGACUGCAUUCGGAAGAGCGCGCUGCCGAAUUGGUCGUAGCUCGAAUUCUGCUCUUUUAUUUAUUUAAUCAAUUAUUUUAUUCCCUGCGGCUAAAUGCCCGGCAGUCAGGAAUUCUCUCAGCGUCUUUGAUAUUGGUGCUUUGCUCACUCGUGAAAUAAUUUUCGACACUCGAAGAGAAAUUUCGUAUCUUCAAGCGGCCAUGUAAUAUCCUUUAUGUAGGGUAUAUUAUGAAGAUAAAAAAGGAUUCGAAGAAAGAGAGAAGUGAGUCAGAUUUUCUUCUAAUUCCUGACCAAUAUACUUUGAUAUCUUUUUAGUAACAUGACAUAUGUGUACACCGUACUUCCGCAGGAGGUGCUGAUCGAUUCAAAUUCUGAGAAACUUUGUAACCUCAACCUGCCCAAUACCAGUAUAAUAUCAAGUUUUAUAAUAAUAUAAAUUGUUGAGCAAAAGAGAAAAAUAUCAAUAUAAUUUAUUAUUGCGAUAUUAAGGGAUAAUUUUUUGGCUUUAAGCCAGUCCAAUAUCUUCAUCAUUGUGAACAACUUGUAACAUAUUUGGUCUGUCUGGGAUCAGCAUGUGAAUAAAAAAGAGAAAUGUUUUUACUAGAUUAUGUGCAUUUGGGAGGUCAUUUAAUUAGAUAUUAAAGAGAAGUGGGCUUGGCUUGGGCUAGAAGUGGGCUAAAUAUUGAUCAUUGUAGGAUACCUUAUAAAUGUAAUUUUUUCCUGUUGUAUACAGUAGCUAUACCAAACUGAACAAUACUGUUUCUUGUUUGUUAAUAGAGUAUCUCCCCUAAAGCAUAGUGAUCUAGUUUAUGGAGCAAGAUACAAUGAUUAAGAGUGUCAAAAGGUUUAAAAUUUUUGGCAAGACCUAGAAAAACUGGAACAGUUGUUUCUUUGUUGUCUGUAGAAGAAGCAAUGUCAUCAACCAAUUGAAUCAAGGCUAUUUAAGUGGAGUGAAGCUUCACAGGAUAGGAGCUAAAUAAAUGGACCCAGAUUUUAUUAUUUAUUAUUCGUGAUAAGACACACAACAUCAUGUAAUUUUCCCUGUGGAAAAAGAGUGUUGAUAUUGAUACAUGAAGGUACAAUAUUGAAAUAUCAGAUAAAGUGUUGUUUUUUUUUUACUGUAUUAUGUGACAAAAACAUUGUGAUUGUUUGAGCCAGUUGGGAAAGGAACACAGAAGGGAAAAGCUUAAGGUCUGUAUGAACCAAAUGACAGACACCACAAUCAACUCUCCCCAAGAACAACCAAUGAUAGUCACAGAGAGAGUCGUAAUAUAAAGAAGUCAAGCAGAUGAAGUCACACAGACUUGAGAAUGUACUUUGAAUACUGGCAAGGUCCUGUGACUAAAUUAUCUUCCUUUUUUCACUUUAUAGGAUUGAUUUACCCAUUUGUAAUAAGUGUGCCUUGUAAGAUGAUUCAUCAUGCCCAAGAUGACAUUUUGAAGUUCUUUGAAGUGACUGAUGGAAAUGAUGUCACAUGGUUACAUGCUGUCAACUCACCUGAGUUAUUAGAACAGGGGCUGUCAGGCAAGACAAUGAUGCUGGAGGCAGAUGUCUUGAUGCGGAACAACAUGGUGGAUGGAACCCCUGUUAUGGCCCAUCCCCCAGCUGUAGACAGCAACUUAACCUUGCAAACUUUUCUGGAGAAAACAACCACCUCACUCAGCAAAGGAAUCAAGUUGGACUUCAAGACAAUUCAAGUAGUGGAACCUGCCUUAAAGAUGAUAAAAAAUGUAACGUCUGGGCAACAGGUCACCAACCCAAUUUGGUUGAAUGCUGAUAUACUACCUGGUCCUUGCUAUGAUGAAGUUUGUGUUCCUGUGGACCAUGAGAGGUUCCUGUCUCUGUGCAAAAGUUACUACCCCAAUGCAACCCUUUCUAUUAGCUGGACAACAGGAAAUAAUAUGACAGCAUCAAAAAACUACUACAACUGGUCCCAAGUUCUCCCAAUGGGAAAACUUGUAUCCCAGAUUGCACAGCCAAUCACCUUUCCUUUCCGUGCUAAUCUUGUGCAAAGGUCAUGGGAUCAGCUUCAGUGGUUACUUGACUUGUCAGAAGAAUUCACUGUGACAAUCUGGUCUUCUACAACUGAUAAGCUUGAUCCUCUAGACCUUGUUGCUCUACGUAAUAAUGUGUCAUUUAAAAGAAUCUAUUAUGACCUUCCACCUGAUCAGGAAAAGGCCUUUGAAGAUGCUCUAAAGUCCAACAGUGACAUUGUUAAAAAGAAAGAGGCUUUUGAAUGGAAAGCUUCAGCUGCAAAGGAUUGCCAAGAUGUUCUUGUUGGUCAUAACAGUGUAAUGUUUUCAGGACAGGGUGGAACAGUUGUUUCUGAGAAGACUCUGUACAAAGUAUCAAAUGGUGCAUUCUCAGAAUUUACAGGUAAUGUUUCCUUCAUCAAGCUUGAUGGAGCUAGAGAGAGUGGAAGUGUUACCAUCAAACUGCAUGUUAAAGAUGAAACUGGUGAGGCUGUACUCUCAGGUCAGGUAGUCUCGUUAUUGCUGCACAGCGAUGGCAACUUUCGACUCUCUAUAGCUGAAAAUGAUAUGAAGGAAGGAUCAGUAAAAAGUGAUAAGGGUGAGUUCAACUUUAAAAUCUCAGAAGAUUCAACUGAUACAGAAAUGAGAACUGUCAAAUGUGAAAUUACUGCAAGGGAAAACCAUCAAAGUAAAGCAACUGUUUCCUUGGAUGUAAAAAGCGAGCCAGCUGGGGGUUAUGCCUUAAUCACCACAGGAGUACUGUCAGAUGCAAUUCUUGUGAGAGAUGUUCACUUUGCAGUUGCACUGCCUGGGUUGGCAGGUUGUAGCUCCUUGAGGUGUUAUUUUGGAAUAAUUUCACUUGUUGUGAUGGCACUGUUUCAUAGUUUUGUUUAG
Messenger RNA from Pocillopora meandrina, 3389 nucleotides. The record is from the annotation of a GenBank genome assembly. Lineage: Eukaryota; Metazoa; Cnidaria; Anthozoa; Scleractinia; Pocilloporidae.